UUUCUUUGCUUCCUCGUAGUAGCUAGCAGUAGCUAAUAGCUAGUUUACUAUUUCAUAGCUACAAAUUUCUAUUCAUAAAGAGAGGGAGGGAGAGGGGGGCUUCAUUUUAGUGGGGAUGGUAAAGAAAAUGGAGAUGGUGAAUCAUCAAAGGCAAAAGAGAGUAAGGAAGGGUAGGGAUUAUCAUAAUCGAAGAGUGAUGCAGAUCGAGGGUGGUGAUUUUGAUUAUGGAUAUGGUUUUGAUGAUGGGAUGAUGGAGAUGAUUAAUGGAGUAGGAGUAGAAGAAGAAGUGGGGCAAUUUAGUGCUAACAACAAUAUUAAUGGUGUUGUUAUUAGUAAUGGGAAUGAUGGCGUGUUUGAAUCAACAAGAACAAGUGAGCUUACCAUUGCUUUCGAAGGAGAAGUCUAUGUUUUCCCCGCUGUUACUCCUUCUAAAGUGCAAGCAGUGUUGUUUCUUUUGGGAGAACCUGAGACAUCCACUAUUGUGCCAAGCUCGGAAUAUCUGCUUCAACAGAAUGCCAGGAAUGCAGGUGAUGCCUCACAGGGCUUGAAACAUUCACGAAGAGUUGCCUCCCUGGUAAGGUUCCGUGAAAAGCGGAAGGAGAGAUGCUUUGAAAAGAAAGUUCGGUAUACCUGCCGGAAAGAGGUUGCUCAGAAGAUGCAUCGUAAGAGAGGACAGUUUGCGUCAUUGAACAAUUGUUAUGGCACAGAUACUGGCAACUGGGAACCAAGCAAUGGCAUGCGUAAUCCUGAAUUUGAUUUGCUUAGAUGUCAACACUGUGGCAUUAGUGCAAAGGAUACUCCAGCAAUGCGCCGGGGACCAGCUGGUCCAAGAACUCUAUGUAAUGCUUGUGGCCUUAUGUGGGCAAAUAAGGGAACUCUGAGAGAUCUUAACAAAGGAGGGCGACAAAUUUCCUUCAAUCAAAAUGAACCGGUAACUCCUGAUUUUAAGCCUUCAACCAUAGAACGAGAAAAUCCUUUUGCCAACCCUGAUGAAGCGGAGAGCCAAGAAGAGAGUAAGCCUGUGCCAUUAGAUUCUGAAAACUCUCUGAGGCCAAAUGAACAGGAUUUGCUAGAAACUGAUGAGACUGCUCCUGAUCCCUUGCCCAUGCGCGUGGAAAAUUCAUCAAUGAACCUUGAUGAUGAGGACUUUGAGAACACUUUGGAUGAGCUUGGUGACGUUUCAGGUUCAGAAUUUGAAAUCCCGGAGCAUUUUGAUGAUCAGUACAAACUUACAGGUUGACAUUGAGGAUUCCAGUACAGGGACCGAGUGGCCUGGAACCUAAGACCAUGCUAUCUGCCUUCCUUGUUAAUCCUUUCUAAGAGCAUCCGGUUUCUUUCCAGGGAUGAAGAUGCAAUUCUGGUUUAUACUAACAUCAGAUGUCUAGAGAUGGUUUUUGUUUAUAGACAAACUUUACUUGUAUUUGAAAGUUGCUGGGCAUUCUCUUGACACUUUUGUUCAAUGUAUAAUGUGAUUACUGUUCUCCUUUUCCCGUGUUUACCCUCAUUUUGUUCUAUUGUAAGGAUGUAACUAAUCGAAUGGAAAUGUGUUGUGGUAAGGCCUGCUUGCCUUCAUGAAGCAUUGA
Messenger RNA from Populus trichocarpa (black cottonwood), 1583 nucleotides. Its product is annotated as GATA transcription factor 19. Lineage: Eukaryota; Viridiplantae; Streptophyta; Magnoliopsida; Malpighiales; Salicaceae. The transcript has 11 exons. The coding region runs from base 116 to 1240 and encodes 374 amino acids. Gene Ontology annotation, biological process: regulation of DNA-templated transcription. The record is from RefSeq and is a predicted model, not a curated record. Gene Ontology annotation, molecular function: zinc ion binding; sequence-specific DNA binding; protein binding.